CAGGGCUAUCUCUACUUCGACGAUCUAUCACUACUUACUGUCUCAAGAUAAUACUGAUAUGUCUGCCUCCGCCUUGUCGCAACAACUGUUACGCGUCGCAGUCGCUAUCGACUGCCGGAAAUGAUCACCUCUUCUGUUCUACCCAGCAUCCAUUGAUUCCGCCGCAAUGCCGUCCGCAACCUCGCGAAAUGACUCCUCAAGCAUCCUCAAUCAGAUUGUUAUGUCCCCGUCUGAUUCCGACUAUCUAGAUCAGCUCAUUCCUUCGAUUCGCGAGUAUAGUUAUGGAAAUAAGACAAACCAGCUUCUCCGGUCUUUGUCGCGCUUUGCCAACGAAAAAGAAGAACAGAUCGAAGACAUUUGCAAUACAAACCACCAAGAUUUUGUGACCUCUGUCAAUCAACUUCUCCGCAUUCGCGAGGGUACAGUCAGCCUCACCUCGGAAAUCCUAGACCUCAACCAGUCGAUUCAAACUAGUACCGAGAAACUCGCGGAACAAAAGAAAGCAUUGGUGGAGUCAAGGAGUCACCGCCAAAAUAUCGUGGAAAGUUAUCGCGCGCUACAAGAUUGCCUGGAAGUUCUUCGGCUUUCAAAUCAAGUGCACGACCUUUUGGGCAAGAAGAAUCAUUAUGGGGCCCUCCGAGCACUCGAUGAGCUACAAAAUGUUCAUCUCAAAGAGAUCACACAAUACAAAAUUUCGGAGCUGAUCCAGCGAUCAGUUCCAGCCACCCAGAAAGCUAUUGCCGAAGCUGUUAUGUCAGACCUAAACACGUGGUUGUAUCGAAUAAGGGAAAUGUCACAGUACUUAGGGGAGCUUGCGCUCUAUCACACCGAUCUCCGCAAGACGCGAUUGAAAGAAAGGGCCCAGAAACUGACAUUUAUGGAACAAUUUAAGCUCAAUUCGGCUAUCGAAUUAGUAGCCGAUGAACACGAAGAAUACGACCUACUUAAUAAUGAUGACUUACAAGUCGACUUUACACCAUUAUUUGAAUGUUUGCACAUUCACCGUUCCCUGGGGCAGAUGGACAAGUUCAGAACCGAAUAUGCGAUGACACGGCGUCGGCAAAAGGAGCUUUUACUUCCAAACUCCAUAACUUUGGUUGACGAAGAUGGGGCUAGUUUGCAUACCCUCCUAGAGGAAAUGACUGGUUUUGCAAUCGUAGAAAGGUCAACGAUGAAAAAAGUGCCAGAUCUACGAUCUCUUAUUGAAGUUGAGGAAUUGUGGGAUUCAAUGUGUCACACUGCGGUUGGCUUGAUCACAGCAGCUCUUGAUGAGGUUGAUAACGCCGAAAACCUGGUCAAGAUCAAAAAUCUAGUGGCACUUUUCAUGCAAGCAAUGGAUAGCUGGAACUUCUCGGUUGGUGUAUUUGACAAAUUGCUCUUGACACUCUUUGGGAAAUAUGCGGAUCUAUUAAAGAAACGAUUCAGCGAUGACUUUCAGGAGAUCGUUUCGACCGAUGACUACAUGCCUAUGCCGAUCCAAAAUCUCGAAGAAUUUGACAAAGUUAUUAAUGUUAGCUGGUAUACCCCAGAAAAACCGCGACAUGAACAAGUGUUUCCUUGUGUAUUACCAUUUUCGCAGAUGUAUCCCCUUUGUUGUAUCGACAUUCGAAACUUCCUGAACCAGUUCUACUUCUUCUCAAAUGAUGAUUUCCCUCAUUUGGAUAUUAUUGACGAGACUCUGAAGACGGCCUUGGACGAUCUUCUAUCGAAUCAAGUCUGCGAAACGCUUGUUGAGCGUCUUGGCUCACAAUAUCUUGGACAAAUUGUUCAGAUCCUCAUCAACCUUGAACACUUUGAAAUGGCCUGUCAAGAACUAGAGACCCUCUUAGUGGCAGCCCGCUCGCAGGCAUCCUCUGCCGCACCGGUUUCUCUUAACGCAACAGAAAAAUUUAGAAACAACAAAAAGGCGGCCGAAAAACGCAUUUUCGAGGUUGUUAAUUCUAAAAUAGACGAUCUCAUUGAAACAGCUGAAUAUGACUGGGUGUCGAUCACCGAGCCGUCUGAGCCCAGUAAUUACAUGCAGACAUUGACUCGGUUCCUGUCUAAUAUCAUGAACUCCACACUACUCGGUCUUCCGACUGAAAUUAAGGAGCUUAUUUAUUUCGACGCUUUGAGUCACGCAGCGAAUAGAAUCCUAGCGUUACCCUUGUCACCUGAAGUGAAAAAAAUUAACCCUAACGGUGUUGCCGCGUUGGCCCAAGAUAUCGAGUACUUGGCAGCAUUUGUUGAUAGCCUUGAGGUGCCUAUUUUGAGAGAAAACCUGGACGAAUUGCAACAGACAGUGAACUUGUUACAGUCAGAGAACAGUGAUGAAUUCUACGAUAUCUCGACAAGAAACAAAAAAUACGGCAGAGUCGAUGCUAUGAAUGGGCCAAUUCUGCUUGAAAAGCUCACACGAACAGUGCAGAGCCCACUGAAAUCCGAUAAAUUUGCAGCUCUAUCGUCAAGGUUUGGAAUGAAGUAGCUGCCCAAUCUGCUCGACUAUUCAUGAUACUUAGUUUUACGCCAACCAAAUACACACUAUUGUAUUCCUUAGAGAUAGUAACAUGAAAAAACGCCCAAUAAUUCAACACCCUUAAAAACAACAUUGUUGAACAUAAGUUCACCCAUUUCAUCACUAGUAAUCAUUGACCCUCUGUAUUUAAAUACAUUUCCGCAACUACUUUACCAGCAUACUAGCUAUUUGAGCUCACU
Talaromyces proteolyticus is the source of this 2694-nucleotide messenger RNA. RefSeq names its product putative exocyst complex component Sec15. Gene Ontology annotation, cellular component: exocyst; membrane. The record is from RefSeq and is a predicted model, not a curated record. Gene Ontology annotation, biological process: exocytosis; Golgi to plasma membrane transport; intracellular protein transport. Bases 167 to 2464 code for a protein of 765 amino acids. NCBI's taxonomy places the organism in Eukaryota, Fungi, Ascomycota, Eurotiomycetes, Eurotiales, Trichocomaceae. The transcript is spliced from 9 exons.